CAAUGUGUGUCGUCAUCGGUGUACCAUCAUGACGACUACGCUAUUAAGAAUGACAGCUCGAGAGGAAGAGAGGGCAAAUGGUGAUCCCUCCCAGAGCUGCUGCCGAACUCUGGAGCGCUCGCUUCUCUCAGGGUCAAGGAAAGGAUCGCAUCCCUCAUUUAUUCACAAGCCUCUCUCCGAGAUUUGGUUCCAGUAACGCUUCGGAAAUCUACCGCUUCGUUUGAAAAAUCCUUUUCAUUCUUCGUCCCCGAACUUGAGGCUGAGCUCGCACGCACGGUCGUGGGUAAUUUUUUUGGGGGGAGGAGGGAAGGUAAUGGAAAAUAGAAAGGAAAUGGUGAUGCUCGCGGAGGAAGGUCAGCAUGGCACGGCUGUUGGCAAGAAUCGGUCUAAUCUGUCGGAAGCGAUCGGAAGCCCCGCACGGGAACCGCAGGGGAAACCGGUCCCCAGGAACUGUACGAGCCCUGGCGCUGCGUCCUACACGCGGGACAGAGCCGAGAUGGAGAUGGAGGAGAGCGUACGACGGAAUAUGUGCGCAGACAUGAGACCGGUCAACGUGUCUUCAUCCAGCGAGAGACACCGCAACGAUCGCCCCCACAGAGAAGCCAGCAGCUCAGAUACAGAGUCUGAUUUCUACGAGGAAAUCGACGUCAGCUGCACACCAGAAAGCAUGGACUACCCCACAUCGAAAGGUCGAAAUAUUAAUUCACCCAUCCUCCCGGGUGAAGGCAAUGCGGAUUCGGGGAAGAACGGGCCGAGCCAGGCGUCACUGGCCUACGCAGCCGACCAGAUGAGGCGGUACCGGACCGCAUUCACCCGGGAGCAGAUCGGACGGCUGGAGAAGGAGUUUUAUCGGGAGAAUUACGUCUCCAGACCCCGGAGAUGCGAACUGGCAGCUGCCCUGAAUUUACCUGAAACCACAAUCAAGGUGUGGUUCCAGAACCGCAGGAUGAAGGACAAGCGCCAGAGGCUCGCCAUGACGUGGCCUCACCCCGCUGACCCCGCCUUCUACACCUACAUGAUGAGCCACGCCGCCGCCACAGGGAAUCUCCCCUACCCCUUCCCGUCCCACCUGCCCCUCCACUACUACUCCCACCUGGGGGUCGGGGCCGGCUCGGCCCCCUCCCCCGCCACGCCUUUCGCAAGCCCCCUGAGGUCCCUCGACAGUUUCCGGAUGUUGUCGCAUCCGUACCAGAGGCCCGAGCUGCUCUGCGCGUUCAGGCACCCCUCUUUGUAUCCCGGUCCGACCCACCACGGCCUCGGGCCCGGCGGAAGCCCCUGCUCCUGCCUCGCGUGCCAUUCUAGUCAGCCGGGAGGUCUCCCAUCCAGGCCACCCGGGUCGGACUUCGUUUGCUCCCCAACGAGCAGGACUGACGCUUUCCUCCCGUUCAGCCCCUCGGUUCUUAGUAAGUCCUCCUCAGUGACAUUAGACCAGAGAGAAGAGGUGCCCAUGACCAGAUAAAAUGAGAAAUGCGCCCAUGCGUCCUCAAACACACCAACACUAUUUGUCCUCUCUUCGUUAGUGCAAUAUUGCAUACAACGCAUGGGAUAUAAUAUGCGAAUAG
Molecule: messenger RNA, 1562 nt
Organism: Gadus macrocephalus (Pacific cod)
Lineage: Eukaryota; Metazoa; Chordata; Actinopteri; Gadiformes; Gadidae
Gene: evx1
Product: even-skipped homeobox 1
Exons: 3
Coding region: 314-1459 (381 amino acids)
Biological process (GO): regulation of transcription by RNA polymerase II
Cellular component (GO): nucleus
Molecular function (GO): DNA-binding transcription factor activity, RNA polymerase II-specific; RNA polymerase II cis-regulatory region sequence-specific DNA binding
Source: RefSeq, a predicted model, not a curated record